Messenger RNA from Penaeus indicus, 2441 nucleotides. It is a transcript of the gene kdn, whose product is annotated as probable citrate synthase 1, mitochondrial. NCBI's taxonomy places the organism in Eukaryota, Metazoa, Arthropoda, Malacostraca, Decapoda, Penaeidae. Gene Ontology annotation, cellular component: mitochondrial matrix. The transcript has 8 exons. Gene Ontology annotation, biological process: tricarboxylic acid cycle; carbohydrate metabolic process; citrate metabolic process. The record is from RefSeq and is a predicted model, not a curated record. Bases 124 to 1545 code for a protein of 473 amino acids.
CGAGAGGCAGGCAGUGAGGCGCCAGACAGCGAGGGAGGCCGACGACCGCUCACAAGUCUCCGGCUCGGUUCCAUCCAUCCUCUGUGCACGGGAAUUAAAAAAAGAGAAAAAAAGACGACGACGAUGGCCUUGUUCAGGAAUGCCGCCGCGAGGCUCUUAGGACACCAACAGAAGGCGUCCCCUCUGGCAGCCCUAGCUUCCCGCGCACAGUACUCGACCGAGUCCACCGACCUCAGGGAAGUGAUGGCCCAGAAGAUCCCGGCCAUGCAGGAGGAGGUUAAGGCUUUUCGUAAGGAAUACGGUAACACCAAGGUUGGAGAGAUCACCGUCGACAUGAUGUAUGGUGGCAUGAGGGGUAUGAAGGGCUUGGUGACCGAGACUUCUGUGCUGGAUCCUGAAGAGGGCAUCAGGUUCCGAGGUUACUCCAUUCCAGAGUGCCAGGAGCUCCUGCCUGCUGCUGAGGGUGGUGCCGAGCCUCUGCCCGAAGGCCUCUUCUGGCUCCUUUGCACUGGAGACAUCCCCACCAAGGCUCAGGUUGAUGCACUGUCAAAGGAGUGGGCCAACCGUGCUGACUUGCCCCCCCACAUCGUCAACAUGCUCAACAACUUCCCCUCCAACCUUCACCCCAUGGCUCAGUUCUCUGCUGCCAUCACUGCCUUGAACUCAGAGAGCAAAUUUGCCAAGGGCUACAGUGAGGGCGUGCACAAGGGGAAGUACUGGGAGUUGUGCUACGAGGAUUCCCUCAACUUGAUUGCCAAGCUUCCCACUGUAGCAGCCACAAUCUACCGCAACCUAUACCGUGAUGGAACCAGCAUUGGAGCUAUCGACACCUCAAAAGAUUGGUCAGCAAAUUUUACUGCCAUGCUUGGCUAUGACGACCCUCAGUUUGUGGAACUCAUGCGUCUGUAUCUCACUAUUCAUAGUGACCAUGAAGGAGGCAAUGUGUCUGCCCACACCACCCAUCUGGUAGCUUCUGCCCUCUCUGACCCCUACCUCUCCUUCGCGGCUGGCAUGAAUGGAUUGGCAGGACCUCUUCAUGGCCUUGCUAACCAGGAGGUGCUUCUGUGGGUGACAAAGCUGCGAUCGGAAAUUGGUGAUGAUGUGACUGAGGACCAGCUGAAGGAAUUCAUCUGGAAGACCCUCAAGUCAGGCCAGGUUGUCCCAGGUUAUGGCCAUGCUGUGCUGCGCAAGACAGAUCCACGCUACACCUGCCAGCGAGAAUUUGCCCUUAAGCACUUGCCAGAUGACAAACUCUUCAAGUUGGUUGCAAAGCUGUACAACGUCGUUCCCCCGAUCCUGACUGAACUCGGCAAGGUGAAGAACCCAUGGCCCAAUGUUGAUGCACACUCAGGCGUCCUCCUCCAGUACUAUGGCAUGACUGAGAUGAACUUCUACACGGUGCUCUUCGGCGUUUCCCGCGCCCUGGGAGUCCUUUCAUCUCUCGUGUGGGACAGGGCUCUUGGCCUCCCCAUCGAGAGACCGAAGUCCAUGAGCACAGAGGGCCUCAAGAAGCUGGUCGGCUCCACUGCUGCUCAAGGAGCGUAGGCAUGUUGGAGAUUUUGUGCUUGCCUUCAAGUCAGCUCUGCGGUGGAACAAAGAAUCGGGUUCACAAAAGUACCUCACCCUGUGAUCAGUUCAUUGUUCAUGUAUUUAGACACCCUUGACUGUUGUGGAUCCAAGUUAUGGAUGCAAGGUGCUAGUGUGCGCUCAUACUCGGAAACAUCUGUCAGCUGUUUGAAAGUAGGCCACCUUGCAUUUUGAUCCUAGACCUGAAGUACCAAUUAGAUCUAAUAUGCAUCAUGAAUAGAAUUUGUAAACAAAAUUGAUAUCUUGAUCAAUCUUCCAGCAUUUUGUGACAACAAGAUAUUUUCGGUACAAGUGUUUUUUGUAGUAAAUUUUUAAACUAUGGGAGAUGAAGAACUGAGGGAAAUGAUUUUAUGCUUGGAUGUUGGAAGUACUAAGCUAAGAGUAUUUUUAGUCUUUAUUUAUUUUUUUCUUCCACAUGCAUUUCACUUACACGACACAUGGAGACAGCUAACAUUUUCAAAGCAGAUGAUUAUUUAAGAAUUUAUACAUGAUUUAUUUAUUUAUAUCCUUGUACAAAGAAAGGCAACCUAGAUUGAGAACUCUUAAGCGCAGUGUUAUAUCUUCAUUUUUUAUUUUGGUUGUCAUGUCAAGGGUUAAAUCAUGUUGCAUUGGCAUUGUUUGAAGUUGGCCACGUUAAAAACUUGGCUCUGGCCUAUUCACGUGGGAACUUUGAGCAAGGUUAAUGUAGUAAAUUAAACUAUUUAUAUAGCCUAGAGUGGGUGGUCGUCUCCCACAAAGGGCAGGAUGCGAGUUGUACUGUAAAUAAACUGUAUAAAUAAUUUUUGGUAGGUGUCCCGCGACUGCCAAUUAUUGUAAGGAGUACAAAAUUAUAAAGGAUGUUUUAGUAAAUCGAA